AGUAACUCGGAGCGGCAGCGGCGGUGGAGGCUGCAGUGAGAGAAGGAGGUGGCGGCGGCGAUUGCCGUCGGGUUUGGGGUGGCUUUUCAGGACUGGGUCCGGAUCAGUUCGGCACCCGUUACCUCGCCGCGCCCUCCUCCGGUCCUAUCCUGAACCGAGUGUGCCAGGCCUCGGUCAUUCCCUGCCCCAGAUUGUUGUCAUUCAGAAAUGCACCAGUUCCAGAACCUGGUUAAGUUGUAUUAUCUGUGAAUCAGAUUUUUCUUUGUUUAGCUUCUGGCUUAAGCUGCCUUCUGAAACACCUCCUCCCUACCUGGAUUUCCAUGAGGACAGUCUUGCAAGGUGUGGAUGGCCUUUCUGUAGCUGCUUGGCACUUGUGAUCUGGUGUCUGUCGGUGACUCAUUUCUCUGCACUGGAACAGUUGAAGCCAUGAAGGUUGUACCAGAGAAGAAUGCUGUGCGAAUCCUGUGGGGCCGAGAACGAGGCACCCAAGCUUUGGGAGCACAACGUCUUCUGCAGGAAUUAGUAGAAGACAAAACCCGGUGGAUGAAAUGGGAGGGAAAGAAGGUUGAGCUACCAGACAGCCCUCGCUCCACUUUCUUACUUGCGUUCAGCCCAGACAGGACCCUCAUGGCUUCUACUCAUGUGAAUCACAAUAUUUACAUCACAGAGGUGAAAACGGGCAAGUGUGUUCACUCUUUAGUUGGGCAUCGGCGCACACCAUGGUGCGUAACCUUUCAUCCGACCAUCCCAGGACUUAUCGCUUCAGGGUGCCUUGAUGGAGAGGUUAGGAUUUGGGAUUUACAUGGUGGAAGUGAGAGCUGGUUUACAGACAGUAACAAUGCCAUUGCGUCCUUGGCUUUCCAUCCAACUGCCCAACUUCUGCUAAUUGCGACAGCCAAUGAGAUCCACUUUUGGGACUGGAGUCGCCGGGAGCCUUUUGCAGUUGUGAAGACAGCCAGUGAAAUGGAGCGGGUUCGACUAGUACGAUUUGAUCCCCUUGGGCAUUAUUUACUCACAGCAAUCGUUAACCCUUCCAACCAGCAGAAUGAUGAAGAAGUAGAAAUACCUGUGGAUAGUACAGAAAUGCCACAUUAUCGCCAGCGUUCCAUUCUCCAGUCUCAGCCCGUGAGACGUACACCACUCCUCCAUAAUUUCCUGCAUAUGCUGUCUUCACGCUCCUCUGGUAUCCAGGACAAUGCCCCUUCCACAUCUUCUGGAUCCACUGGCACUUCAUUUUCUUCUGUGCAAAUGGAGCCUUACCAGCCCCAGGAUCAGGCAUCUACAACACAGCAGGAGCAGGGACUUCUUAACAGACCAUCUGCUUUCAGCACUGUGCAGAGCAGCACUGCUGGCAACACCCUGCGCAACCUUAGCCUGGGUCCCACUCGUAGAUCCCUUGGUGGGUCUUUGUCUGCCCACCCAUCCAGGUACCACCAGUCUACAAGAGAGAUGGCCUCUGGAUUAGAGGGGUCAGAUUGGACUCGAACAGUGUUGAACAUGGGCUCUCGCUCUGAGUUGGAAGGUAUGCCUCCUCCUAGGACCAGUGCCUCGUCAGUGAGUUUGCUGUCAGUACUGAGACAGCAGGAAGGAAGCUCCCAGUCUUCUGUAUAUACUUCAGCUACGGAAGGAAGGGGCUUUCCAGCUCCUGGAGUUGAAGCAGACAGCACCAGCAGUGCUGGCCCAAGCAAUCCAACCAGCAUUCGCAAUGAAUUUCAGUGUGACUUGAGGCGGUUCUUCUUGGAAUAUGACAGGCUUCAGGAGCUGGAUCAGGGUAUAGGCAGUGAACCCGCUCAGUCACAUCAGGCCCAGGAGAUGCUCAACAAUAACCUUGAGCCUGAGAGGCCUGGCCCGUCACAUCAACAGACACCACAUAGCAGUGAAAACAAUUCGAAUUUGUCACGGGGGCACCUGAAUCGUUGUCGUGCCUGUCACAACCUGCUGACUUUUAACAAUGAUACACUUCGCUGGGAAAGAAGCACCCCCAGCUAUGCACCAGGGCCUGUCCAAAGCACACUUGAGGGCAUGCCAUCCAGCAGCAGCCAGCUGCUGCCUUCUGAGAGAACAGAAAGCAGAGCUCCUCCCACUAGCAGGCUGCCACUGGGAAGAUCUUCUGACCCACCUGAGGAAAGGACUGUGGGAGUGGUGUUUAACCAGGAGACGGGGCACUGUGAAAGAGUUUACAGCCAAUCUGCUUCAAACAGACCUGGGAAUGUAUCACAGGACGCCUUAAACCAGGAAAUGCCUGAGGAAAGUUCAGAGGAGGAUUCACUCAGGAGGAGGCUGCUGGAAUCUUCUCUUAUUUCGCUAUCCCGUUAUGACGGGGCAGGAUCUCGGGAGCAUCCGAUCUAUCCUGAUCCAGCUAGGUUAUCUCCUGCUGCUUAUUAUGCCCAGAGAAUGAUCCAGUAUCUUUCGCGCAGAGAUAGUAUUCGCCAGCGCUCCAUGAGGUAUCAGCAAAAUCGGCUCCGUUCUUCCUCAUCUUCUGCUUCCACUUCUGAGGCUUCAGGACCAUCGGUAGAAGGAAAUGAUCUGGAAUUCGAAGACUUUGAGGACAAUGGAGACAGAUCAAGGCACCGAGCCCCUCGGAAUGCUCGCAUGUCUGCACCAUCCCUUGGACGUUUUGUCCCCAGGCGUUUCUUGCUGCCAGAGUACUUGCCUUAUGCUGGGAUUUUUCAUGAACGUGGACAGCCUGGUUUGGCCACUCACUCCUCUGUUAACAGGGUCUUGGCAGGAGCUGUGAUUGGAGAUGGACAGUCUGCUGUGGCCAGCAACAUUGCCAACACCACCUACCGGCUUCAGUGGUGGGAUUUCACCAAAUUUGACUUACCUGAAAUAAGCAAUGCCUCUGUGAAUGUCCUAGUGCAGAAUUGCAAGAUAUACAACGAUGCCAGUUGUGAUAUCUCUGCAGAUGGGCAGCUCCUGGCAGCAUUCAUUCCUAGCAGUCAGCGGGGCUUCCCUGAUGAAGGAAUACUGGCAGUGUAUUCUCUUGCACCACACAACUUGGGGGAGAUGCUGUACACAAAACGAUUUGGCCCCAAUGCUAUUUCUGUGAGCCUGUCCCCAAUGGGCAGGUAUGUCAUGGUAGGAUUGGCUUCCCGCCGAAUCUUGCUCCACCCUUCCACAGAACACAUGGUGGCUCAGGUCUUCAGGCUUCAACAGCCACAUGGAGGAGAGACCUCAAUGCGGCUUCACUCUAGCAAUGCAAAAGCUUUACAGAUAAUAUAUGAAAAGUAUAUGAAUGGCUGCAUAAAGUGA
Molecule: messenger RNA, 3252 nt
Organism: Gekko japonicus
Lineage: Eukaryota; Metazoa; Chordata; Lepidosauria; Squamata; Gekkonidae
Gene: AMBRA1
Product: autophagy/beclin-1 regulator 1
Exons: 17
Coding region: 427-3252 (941 amino acids)
Biological process (GO): autophagy
Cellular component (GO): intracellular membrane-bounded organelle
Molecular function (GO): protein binding
Source: RefSeq, a predicted model, not a curated record